AUGGGUGACAACGUAAGUGUUCGGUUGUUUUAUGCAUCUUCUCCCUCACAGAUAACCUAUGUCGACUUUCUCCUCUAUGAGAACCUCUGCGUUUUUCACGUUUUUGAGCCCUCGUGCUUUGAUAAGCAUCCUAAUCUCAAGCAAUAUAUUGAGCGCUUUGAGGUACGUUCACUUACUUUCGCCUUUUUCCCCUUUAUUGCCAGUAAGAUAUUGAGCGUUGUCUUUUUCAAAUUCUAGGCUUUGCCUAAAAUUAAGGAAUAUAUGGCUUCCGAACGGUUUAUCAGCUGGCCUCUCAACGGAUGGUCUGCAAGUUUUGGUGGUGGUGACGCCCCUCCAAGCCAAUGUCUGUAG
Molecule: messenger RNA, 351 nt
Organism: Spirometra erinaceieuropaei
Lineage: Eukaryota; Metazoa; Platyhelminthes; Cestoda; Diphyllobothriidea; Diphyllobothriidae
Source: the annotation of a GenBank genome assembly